Ochotona curzoniae (black-lipped pika) is the source of this 7587-nucleotide messenger RNA. It is a transcript of the gene RREB1, whose product is annotated as ras responsive element binding protein 1. Gene Ontology annotation, molecular function: RNA polymerase II cis-regulatory region sequence-specific DNA binding; DNA-binding transcription activator activity, RNA polymerase II-specific. Gene Ontology annotation, biological process: regulation of transcription by RNA polymerase II. Gene Ontology annotation, cellular component: nucleus. NCBI's taxonomy places the organism in Eukaryota, Metazoa, Chordata, Mammalia, Lagomorpha, Ochotonidae. The record is from RefSeq and is a predicted model, not a curated record. Bases 499 to 5424 code for a protein of 1641 amino acids. The transcript has 12 exons.
CCCUCUCUGAGGGAGAGGAGGAGGAGGAGGAGGAGGAGGGGAAGUGACUGCGGAGUUGAUGAACUUUGCACAUCCAGAAACGCCAUUUUGAUUCCUUUUCCGGAACAAGUUUGCAUCUCUCCUCUUCCUCGCCUCCCAGCCAAGUCCGCGGGUCCUCGCCAGCCUCAUUCCCCCCCAUACAAACAACGCCGCCCCGCACCAUGCCUGCGAGCCCGGAGUGCCCUCUGCUCGGCCGUUGCUGCGAAUCUCUAGGCCAGUAGUGGUGGCUUUGAGGAGUGACCACGCGCACGGUUGGGCUCAGCCAGAGUCAGCCCCUCAGUAAGACGGAGAACACAGUGUCCACCUGCACUACGGGGAGGGACAGCGAGGAACACGUGCAGACCCAACUCCUUCCACGAUCGACCACAGCUGCAGCAGAGAGAGGUCUCCAAGUGCCGUUGGGGGCAGAAGAUGGAGAACUGUGGCAGAGGCUUCUCCGAAGCAUAGUCCCCCGUCCCCAUGACGUCAAGUCCACCUGCCGGCCUGGAGGGUUCAGAUCUAUCUUCCGUCAACACCAUGAUGUCUGCCGUGAUGGGCAUGGGGAAGGUCGCCGAGAACGGCGCCGGCCCCCAGGGCCUCAAGUCCCCUGCCAAGCCUCCGGGACUAAAUCGCAUUGGCAGAAGGAACCAGGAAACAAAAGAGGAGAAGUCUUCCUACAGCUGCCCCCUGUGUGAGAAGCUCUGCACCACUCAGCACCAGUUGACCAUGCACAUCCGUCAGCACAACACGGACACUGGAGGAGCCGACCACGCGUGCAGCAUCUGCGGGAAGUCGCUGAGCUCAGCCAGCUCCCUGGACCGCCACAUGCUGGUGCACUCUGGCGAGAGGCCAUAUAAAUGUACCGUGUGUGGCCAGUCUUUCACCACCAAUGGGAACAUGCACAGACACAUGAAGAUUCAUGAGAAGGACCCCAAUGGCUCGGCAGCCGCAGCUCCGCCAUCCCCUCUGAAGCGCAGGCGGCUGUCCUCCAAGAGGAAACUGAGUCAUGACACCGAGUCGGAGAGAGAGGACACAGCCCCGGCUAAAAAGAUGCUGGAGGACGGCCAGUCGGGCGAGGUGGCCGGGACGGCUGACGAGCUCUUCCACUGCCCAGUGUGUUUCAAGGAGUUUGUGUGCAAGUACGGGCUGGAGAGCCACAUGGAGACGCAUUCGGAUAACCCACUAAGAUGUGACAUCUGCUGUGUCACCUUCCGUACACACCGUGGGCUGCUGCGCCACAACGCACUCGUGCACAGGCAGUUGCCACGUGACGCCAUGGGGCGGCCCUUCAUCCAGAGCAACCCCUCGAUCCCUGCUGGCUUCCACGACUUGGGGUUCACCGACUUCUCCUGCAGGAAGUUUCCCCGCAUCUCGCAGGCCUGGUGUGAGACGAACCUGAGAAGGUGCAUCAGCGAGCAGCACCGCUUCGUCUGUGACACCUGUGACAAGGCCUUCCCCAUGUUCUCUUCGCUGACCCUGCACAAACAAACCCACGUGGCCACAGACCCGGGGCGGGAGAAGCCGCCGGCCAGGUCCCUGCCCGACGACACCCUGGACCAGAAGGUCUUCCUGGCCCUGUUCGGUCUGCAGCACGCCAAAGAUGUACGGCCUGCGCCCGCAGAGGAGCCCGUGCCCGACGACAACCAGGCCAUCCAGCUGCAGGUGCUAAGGUGCCCGCUACCUCAGGAGCCCGCCGGCACCCGGGUGCUGAGCCUGUCCCCCUUCGAAGCUACGUCCCUAGGCGGCCCCCUCACGCUGCUGCCGGCCGCCAAGGAGGGCCUGAAGCACCUGUCGCUGCAGCCCUUCCGGAAGGGCAUCAUUAUCCAGCCGGACAACAGCAUCGUGGUCAAGCCCAUCUCGGGGGAGUCGGCCAUCGAGCUGGCUGACAUCCAGCAGAUUCUGAAGAUGGCGGCCUCGGCACCGCCCCAGAUCAGUCUUCCGCCGCUGGCCAAGGCCCCGGCUGCACCCCUGCAGGCCAUCUUCAAGCACAUGCCUCCGCUGAAGCCAAAACCCCUGGUCACCCCGAGGACUGUGGUGGCUGCCUCCACACCCCCGCCGCUCCUCAACGCCCAGCAGCCCUCGCCCGGCUGCUUGAGCCCCAGCCUCCCGCCGCCGCCGCUGAAGCUCCUCCAGGGCACGGUGGAGGCGGCCGCCCACGCCCACCUGCUGCAGGCCAAGGCAGGGGCACAGCCCCACGCAGCCGCACAGCUCUUCCUGCAGCAGCCGCAGCUGGAGCUGCCCAGGCAGCCCGAGAUGAAGACGCAGCUGGCACAAGACAGCCUCAUGGAGGCCCUGCUGCCCCUGAGCGUGGAGGCCAAGAUCAAGCAGGAGCUGACCGAAGGGGACCUCAAGGCCAUCAUGACGGGGCCCGGCGGCAAGAAGGCCCCCGCCAUGCGCAAAGUGCUCUACCCCUGCCGCUUCUGCAACCAAGUGUUCAGCUUCUCCGGCGUGCUGCGCGCCCACGUGCGCUCUCACCUCGGCAUCUCCCCCUACCAGUGCAACAUCUGUGACUACAUCGCCGCCGACAAGGCCGCGCUCAUCCGCCACCUGCGCACGCACAGCGGCGAGCGACCCUACAUCUGCAAGAUCUGCCACUACCCCUUCACCGUCAAGGCCAACUGCGAGCGGCACCUGCGCAAGAAGCACCUCAAGGCCACCCGCAAGGACAUCGAGAGGAACAUCGAGUACGUGAGCAGCAGCGCGGCCGAGCUGGUGGACGCCCUCUGCGCGCCCGACACGGUGUGCCGGCUGUGCGGCGAGGACCUCAAGCACUACCGCGCCCUGCGCAUCCACAUGCGCACGCACUGCGGCCGCGGCCUGGGCGGCUGCCCCAAGGGCCGCAAGCCCUUCGAGUGCAAGGAGUGCAGCGCCGCCUUCGCCGCCAAGCGCAACUGCGUGCACCACAUCCUCAAGCAGCACCUGCACGUGCCGGAACACGACAUCGAGAGCUACGUGCUGGCGGUGGACAGCGGCCUGGGCCCUGCUGAGGCGGCGGCCGCCGAGGCCUCGGCGCCAGGGCAGGAGGCCGGCGAGCGCAAGCCCCUGGCCGCCUUCCUGGAGCCGCAGAACGGCUACCUGCACGGGGGCCCCAGCCAGCCCGCGCCUCCGCGCGUCUCCAUCAAGCUGGAGCCUAUGGGCAGCUUCGCCAUGGACUUCAACGAACCCCUGGACUUCUCUCAGAAGGGCCUGGCCCUGGUGCAGGUGAAGCAGGAGAGCAUGUCCUUCCUGUGCUCGUCUUCCCUGGCCACUUACGAUGGCCCCAUGGAGCCCAUCGACUUGUCCAUCCGCAAGAACCCUAGGAAGGCAGCCAAGGACGAGGCCAAGAGGCCGGAGCAGGAGGCCCCAGGCGUGGAGCAGAGCUCGCCCUGCCCCGCCCCACUGCCCGCGCCGCAGCCGGGUACCCUGGAAAACCCGGCAGUGUCGGCAAGCACCCUGGAGCCGCACGCGCAGCCGGUGCAGGCCUCUGUGCAGCUCGCCCUGCCGGUCUACUCUUCGGCCCUGGUGGGCAGCCCCACGCUCCUGAGCAACCCAGCCCUCCUGGGCGGCGCCGCCUUGCUGCGGCCCCUGCGGCCCAAGCCCCCACUGCUCCUGCCAAAGCCCCCUGUCACAGAAGAGCUGCCUCCACUGGCCUCCAUCGCGCAAAUCAUCUCCUCCGUGUCGUCCGCCCCAACCCUGCUGAAAGCCAAGAUGGCAGAGCCUGGCCCCGUGGGCUCCGGGCCCAUGGGCUCCGGCCCAGUUCCAGGCACUGGCGUGGCAGUGGCCGCGGACAGCUCUGCGGGCUGCGUGCCCAAGGUCACCCCAGACCCCACCACCGCCACUGAGAGUGCGAGUCCCAGAGAAGCUGGGGACCCACCACCUGCAGCUAGCAGCCCAGAGGCAUCGUCACCCUUGGCACAGGAGGCAGCGGGCUCCUCCAAGAAGAAGGGCCGGAAGAGGGGGGCAAGACCCCGAGCCCAAGCCGGUGGCGGGGUAGACCUGGAUUCCAGCGGCGAGUUCGCUAGCAUCGAGAAGAUGCUGGCCACCACGGACACGAACCAGUUCAGUCCCUUCCUUCAGAGCACAGAGGACGAUGCUGGGGAGGCGGCGGCCAGCACCCCCCCAGACCCCCAGGGGCCCAGCGACGAGGAGCAGGGCCGCACCGCCGAGGACAAGCUGCUGAAGGCCAAGCGGAACUCGUAUGCCAGCUGCCUGCAGAAGAUCACCUGCCCACACUGCCCGCGUGUCUUCCCCUGGGCCAGCUCCCUGCAGCGGCACAUGCUCACGCAUACCGACAGCCAGUCCGACGUGGAGACGCCGGCCCCAGCAGGCGAGGUGUUGGACCUCACCUCCCGGGACAGGCAGCCGCCACCGCCGCAGCCACCGCCAUCGGAGGAAGCCGCGGAUCCCGAGCCCGCGACCCCAGAUGCCCCACAGGCAGACCCCACCUGCCCGGGGACCGAGGAGCGCCCGGAGGAUGAGCGAGGCCCGGAGGAGAGCGCUGGGGAGGCCGAGGGCCCCGAGGAAGACACGGUCAGCAACAAGAGCCUGGACCUGGACCUGGCCAGCAAGCUGAUGGACUUCAAGCUGGCCGAGGGCGAGGCGGGCGCUGCGGGCUGCGCCCCGCACGACCACAAGUACGCGUGCGACACCUGCGGCAAAAGCUUCAAGUUCCUGGGCACCCUGAGCCGCCAUCGCAAGGCGCACCGGGACGAGAGGGACGCCCCGGGCCCGGACGGGGAAGAGUCGCCCGCCACCCCGGAGCUGGACGAGAAGCCCGCUGCCAGCGAGACCCCCGCCUCCGCCGAGCCGGCCCCGGGCAUGGGGGAGGCCGAGAAGCAGAGCGAGGAGACCGAGGGCCCUUCCGACGGGGAGGCAGCGGCCGAGCAGAAACCCCCGGAGAAGAGCCCAAAGACGGACUCGCCCAAGAGCGCGGCCAGCAAGGCGGACAAGCGGAAGAAGGUGUGCAGCGUGUGCAACAAGCGCUUCUGGUCGCUGCAGGACCUCACCCGCCACAUGCGCUCCCACACCGGCGAGCGGCCGUACAAGUGUCAGACGUGCGAGCGAACCUUCACCUUGAAGCACAGCCUCGUUCGGCACCAGCGGAUCCACCAAAAAGCCCGGCACGCCAAGCACCAGGCCAGGGACAGCGACAGGGAGGAGGACAGCGAGGACGGCUCCAGCCACAGCGGCACCAACCCCGUCUCCGAGAACGAGGCCGAGCCGGCCCCCGCCAGCAACCACGCGGCCGUCACCCGCAGCCGGAAGGACUGCGCCCGCAGGGAGGACAAGGCCGCGGGCCGGGCGCCCGCCAAGGAGCAGGGGGCAUCCCCGGGGGAGCCCAGCCCCCAGAGCCCCGAGCCUCCGGCGCAGGAGUUACAGGAGCCGCGCGGCAGGAGGCCGGCCCAGCCCGUGCUGGGCGCCGAGUGACCGCCGCGCGCCCCCCCGACCCCCGCACAAGCCAGCAGAGCAAAGCGCCCUGGGCCUGGUCUGGGUGCCCUCGGCCGCCAGGCGCCGUGCCAUAGCCUUCCCAGUGCCUUAGCUACUUAGGGGCCCGCCGUUCGCGCGGGCGUUGUGUUCCCCCAAACCGACUUUUGAACAAAGCAAACCCAGCAUUGUAAUGAACUGUCUGGAGAUUUCCUUUAAGCAUUAACGUGACCCUUCGGAUCGGUGUGAGCAAGUCUGUUCUUUCCUGGUGGGUCUCUGAGCGUCCCUCCCUCCCCGCGUGCCGGGAGCUGGCACCCACGGAUACCCGGAUCCCAUAACUGGAAGACAACCACACGAGUGCCCAGAGGAAGGCGGAGGAGCCGCUCUGGGCCCUUCUGUGGGCUGCCCUGGGCAGGUGCAGCUGCAGCCCAGCGCGGCCCCUCGCCCUGAGCGGGCAAAGGGAUCUCAAGCUUUCCUUGCCGGUGCCAGUUGUUCCUGAGGGCCGCCUUCCAGCCACCAGCACCGGGAGGUCGGGCCAGCCCGUCCCGGGUGUGGCUUCCCUCCCUCCCCCCUCCCUCUCCCGUUGGUGUAUGUAUGUAUUAUUAUUAUUAUAAUAUUAUUAUUAUUAUUAUUAGUUCGUCAGUUUGCUGGUCUCUGCAGUCAGCAGAAACAAGUGGGCAAUAUUUGUCCUGGGAGACCUGCGCUGCCCCCAGGUCCCCAUCCUGCGUGCCUGCAGCCGCUGCCCACAGCUCGGGUGGCGGCAGCUCUACUGUACUCACAAGCCUUCCGUCCCUGACUGCAGGUGCCAGUCCCGGCCAGCCAGCCAGGCGGUGGGCCGGGCGCUCCUGAGCCAGGGGCCCCGGGCUGCCCAGGGGCAAGGCGCCCAUUCACUACUACUGCUGAUGGAGCGGUGCGUGCGUGCGAGGGGCGAGCUGCCAGGAGGCACGCCAGGCUCCCAGAGCACCCCGCCCCGCCCCGGGCCCUGCCUCCUUUCCAGAACCCCGACCCAGCCCUCCCCCAGCUGCCCCUGCAGGCGAGGUGGGACAUCCUACUGUAGCACAGGGCAGCGCCACCUUCCCUGCUUGCCUGUCGGGGGGCUGGGAGCCGAGCACCCUGACUCUGAGGAAGGUGCAAAGAGCAUCUCGGCCGUGAACAACCAGCUCAAGUCCUGUGACGGGGUCGUACGAAGCAGUGUCGGCAAGGGGCUCCGCUGGCUGCCCGGGGCAUCUGGUGCCAGUCGCAAGCAGCAAUCCCCCGGUCUGUUUUGCUCAGAGCAGUUCCUACUUGCCGUAUGGGUUUGUUCUUUUUUUAAUUAUUAUUACUACAGUUGUUAAUUUGUCAUCUUUGGGGUUCCUCGCCCUGUCUGGGCGCAGCCCCGCGGGGUGGCCGCCCGCCCACGAGUCAGCUCUGCCCGGCGCCCGCCGUCGCAGCCAGGGAGCUCUUGCCACGUUCUCAGCAAGGUGGAGAGAUGGAUUAUUUGUGUGUUGUUCCUGUCCCCUCCCCCAAUAUUAAACUGUGAAAUUUGUGAUUUGUUUAAAAAAAAAAAACUCUGGGUGAAUCAUAGCUUGUUCUGCUUGUUUUCUAUACAUUUUGUUUGAUUCUCUCUCUCCUCUCAGGGCUUUUAAAAAUUAUAUAUAUAUAUAUAUAUAUAAGAUAUAUAUAUGUGGAUCUUCUGAAAAGUUUUUGAGGUGCAAGUUUUUUCUCUUUUGUUUUCUUCAGUGAGUGGACACAGAGCCGAGUUAAUCACUACACGAAGCGCCUGGCUGUGGCAGCCGGGCCAAGCGGGGCCCUGGGGCGGGCGGCCACGCCGGCCACGGCAGCCACGCAGGCCACGCCGGCCACGGGGCCGCCUCGCAGGCGUCACGCAUGUGUCUCCUUGCUGUCCUCUCUCUCCAAGAAAGAAGUUGAUCCUAUAUGAUUUCAGCCCGUGCAUUAAACAGGAAACAAUAAAUGUAGAAUUCAUAUUUUUCUAAAGGGAAAUUAAGAACUGCUGCUACAUAUUAUGUACAAAACUGGUUUAUGCCACAUGAACAGAAUCCCCAGUUCGGUUUUGGUACUUUUUGUUCCUCUUUGUAUUCAGUUGUAUAGAAACUUCAAGAUUCAAAAUGAAAAGAAAGCUGUUCUGUAUGAACCCAUCUGAGCAAUAAAUGUCAUUUUAAAAAUGCA